Messenger RNA from Amborella trichopoda, 5926 nucleotides. Lineage: Eukaryota; Viridiplantae; Streptophyta; Magnoliopsida; Amborellales; Amborellaceae. The record is from RefSeq and is a predicted model, not a curated record.
AAAGAUAACUAUUUUUAGGACUAAAAAUCUCUUCUUCUUUUUUUUUCAUGUCAAUGAAUCUCAAGGUCGAGAUGAACGAUUUGAGGAAUUUCCAGUUUUCCAGUGGGUUUUUUUUAUGACACCUUAGAUAAACUUUUUCCAAUAAAGAGAUGGCAUGUGAAAGCGGCCCUCAAAAACUUCCCCAAACUUCUUUUAAUAGUGACCUAAAUUUCCUUGCAGGCCAAACUGAAAUGAUUUCCUACUUUCAAGUUUCAACCAUUGUAGUAUCAGGUCAAUGGCCUCUUGUGAAGACAUGUCUUUCUCAUUGAAUUUCUUGAACCAUUUCCCUGCCUUCAACCUUGGGUUUUUGAGCUGCCCACCUAAGCCUACUAAACCUUGACCAUCUUUUCUGGAGUUCUUGAACCAUUUCCCUGCCUUCAACGUCGGUUUUUUGAGCUGCCCACCUAAGCCUACAAAACCUUGACCAUCUUCUCUGGAUAAACCUGAAGUGCAUUCUAAUGAUGUCUGUCAUCAUUAAUCCCCUUGUCAAAAUUGUGAAAAUUUUAUUGGUUCCGGUUUCUCGGCACAUCGGGUAUCUUGUUAAGUCGAAAGAAAAGGUUUGUGAUCUGGAAGUGGAGACGUGCCGACUCAAGGACAAAAGGGCUGAUUUCAUGGCUGGAGUUGAAGUGGAAAAGAUUAAUGGGAAGGUGCUGACAAAGGAGGCGGUGGUUCCAAAGAGCACAAGAUUUGGGUCUCCAAGCAGACCAAGUGGUUGCGAGAUACAAGCGUGCGGCAAAGAAACGUCGAGAUACAAUGAUAGCAAGUGUUGCUUUGGAGGGUUGUGUCCUAAUUGCCCCUCCAACUAUAAGCUCAGCAGGCGUGCGGCAAAGAAACGUAUAAGAGUCACUGCCCACAUCGAUGUAGCCGAUUCUGUUCAAUGGACCAUGGCUGCACCACCAUCGCUAGGGAGGGAGAUGCCUGCAAGAACCAUUACAGGUCAGUACACAUUCAAGAAAAAUUUGACUGAAAUACUAAACUGCUUAAACAAUGACGAAUUGCGUAUGAUUGCUGUUCAUGGAAUGGGUGCAGUGGGAAAGACCACGCUCAUGCACCAUGUUAACAAUUGUCUCUUGGGAACUCGGGAAUUCAAUAAAAUACUAUGGGUCACUGUAUCUAGAGAUUUUAACAUCGCAAAAAUACAGAAUUCCAUUGCACGACAAAUAGGAUUGGAAUUAAAUGUGGAUGAUGAAGAGACGGUUGCUGAGAUAUUGUUUGUGAGUUUAAAUCGACAAAGAUUCAUGCUCAUCUUAGAUGAUAUGUGGGAUUUGUUGGAUAUAGAUAUGAUAAGAGUCCCUCGACCAAAUGCCCAAAAUAGGUGCAAGAUCAUAAUUACCACCCGACAGUUAGCAAUAUGCAAUCUGAUGGAGACUGAUAAAAUUAUAAAAUUGGAUGUUUUACAAAAGGGUGAUGCAUGGGACUUGUUUCGUCAUAAAGCACGAGAGGUCGUAGAUUUGCCAAACAUAGAACCCUGUGCACAUGAGAUUGUCGGGGAGUGCAGUGGACUUCCACUUGCCAUUAUCACAGUCGGUUGUGCAACGAAGGGGAAGAGUAGUGUUCAGGUGUGGGAAAAUGCAUUAAGAGCCUUGCAUGAGGCAUCACCAGAGAUAGAAGGUAUGGAACGCCAAGUCUUCUCAUCUUUAAAAUAUAGUUAUGAACGGUUGGAGCGUGACAACAUCAAAUCAUGCUUCUUAUAUUGUUCACUCUUCCCCGGAGACUAUGAAAUUGAAAAGGAUGAGUUGGUACAGUAUUGGAUAUGCGAGGGGCUCAUAGGUAGAGUAGACAGUCUAGAAUAUGCAAGCAACAAAGGGCAUGAUCGAAUUGAAAAGCUGAUAGAGUCAUGCAUGCUAGACAAGAUCCCUAGUGAUGAUACUAAAGUGAAGCUUCAUGAUUUGAUCCGUGAUGUAGCACUAUGGAUUAGUUCCUCUUCCAGAGAUUUUGGCAAGUUUUUGGUAAAAGCUGGUUUGGGACUGCAGGAAGCACCAAUGGUGAAAGACUGGAUAGAAGUUGAUCCCUUUUUGUUCAAGACUCAAAACAUUGCUACUUUAAGGAAACCAAACUUUGGAGAACAUUCCCGAUGGCUUCUUGAAAGUAUGGAGGCCCUCCAGGUGCUCAAUCUCAGUUUCACAAAACUAUGCUCACUACCUCCAUCCUUAUCAAACUUGAGUAAUCUCCUCCUUUCUUUGAGAGAUUGCAAAAACCUAGAAGACAUUCCACCCCUAGGGAAGCUCAAGCAACUCCAAGUUUUGAACUUAAGGGGCACAGGUAUCACAAGAUUGCCUCAAAAAAUGGGAGAAUUGGUCAACUUGAGGCACCUUGACCUGAGCUAUACUAGUGACCUUGAAGAAAUUGAGUAUGGGUUAAUAUCAAGGCUAACUAACUUAGAAGAGCUUGACAUGUAUGAGAGUCGAUACAUUUUGGAAAUGGAAAUGGGUGGUGCAAAAUGGGAGGAGUUGGAGGGCUUGAAACGCUUAAAGUCACUUGGCACAUUCAUCAUUCUUGACGUCAAAUUUCUUAACAUGCCUGUCGUAGAAACAAUGUUUUCACAUCUCAGAAAAUUAUACCUAUGCAAAUACCAUGGAUUGACAAAUUUUUAUCACAUAUCAGCUAUGACAUCCUUGAAAACUCUGUACAUUGAUGGGUGUCUAGAUUUGACGUGGCUUGAUAUAGGUAGGGGACCCAGCUUAGAGUGGUUGGAGCUGUACGAGUUGCCAAUGCUGAAGAACAUAAGGAGCUUCGAUGUUCCAAUUGCUUGCCAUCAUAAUAAUCUCAGACGCGUUGCAAUAAUUUGCUGUGACAGAUUGAUUAAUGUCUUUCCAUCAGUUGCGAUGUCACGUCUCCAAAACUUGGAAUUGAUUCAGAUAAUUACAUGCAACAGCAUAGAAGAGAUAAUCACUGGAGCGAUAGAGGACAGCAGACUUCCAAAAUUAAGGGACUUGAACCUCACAAGUUUGCAUUCGCUGAUGAGUGUUGGUGGGAGUGUCGGGGCCUGGUCUUCAUUGGAAGUUAUCCAGGUAACUGAUUGUCAUAAUUUGAAGAAGCUACCUGCAGGUGUGAGAGAAGAAAAACGGUCUAAGAAUAAUUAAAGGGGAACAAGAAUGGUGGGAGGGAUUGGAAGACAUAGACGAUGCGAAGUCUACUCUUCAACCUCUCUUUCACCCAGUAGAUGCUCACAUUUGAAAUGAAAAUAUUGUGAUGGGCUUAAUCUGUGCCAAUGUUCAAGAAGGUGGAUGCAGCUGCCUAGGCAGGCACCUAGACAAAAAGGUAGCGCUAAGGGAAGGGGUUGAGGUAGGGGCUGUAGUUUUGUGUGUGUGUUCUGUGAACGUGUGUAUGUAUGUGUUUAUUGUGCGCGUGGGCAUGCGCAUGUAUGUGUGUGUGUGAGGUAUCGUAUAAAAUUCUUAAAGAUCACCCUCUUCUCUUUCUUUUUUUUCUUCUUACAUGUAAAGAGGGAGCAUAUGGGUCCAUAUGCAUCUUUGUGUGUGAGUGUAAGAAAGAGAGAGAGGCCACACAUCGAACACUUAGAGUCCAUGUUCUUCUUCUUCUUCUUCUCAUAUGUAGAGAGAACGAGAGAAAGUGAGAGAAGGGCAAUACCAGGCCUUAUUUUUGUUUGGGUGGAUUUGAAGUUUUAAGUUUUUUUAAGGGAUGUCGCUAGGUGGGCGCUCAGACCGCCUAGACACCCACCUUGACUGCCUAGGCACCUGCGUUAAGCAUGCCCGCCCAGACACCACCGCCUACCUAGGCGGCAAGGCGGCCGAAUUUUUGUUCAUUUAUAUGUGCUAAGGGAAGCAAUGCAUUGAACAUCAAUUAAGCUAACGUUAUGUAUUGACUGAUGAGAGUCUGAUCCUUAAGAAGGAUUCACGAGUCUAAUUUCUCGAAUCCGUCAAGUUCAUUGCCAUGAAUGUUACAUAUCACUUGCGUGCAUGAUGAGGUUGUUGUUAAGUGGAUUAUCCAUCCUUAACAUAUACAAACAAUUGCCCAUAUGAAUUCUUUUACACUGCACGCUGUGCGCACACACACAAACACAUAUAUGCACCUGCUCACAGAAGCACACAUACAAUUUUCUUAACUAGCAAGGAGAAAGACAGUAGACCUCUUUCCAGACACAAACACUCACACAUGCAAUGCACUAUUCUAAAUAUUUGCUAUGUUGUAAUAUUCUAUGCAACUUGAAAACUAAUGGCUUUGAUGGUGGCAUUAUGUACUAUACAAGGUGAAUGUUGAGUCUGUUCAAUCUUACAGCACAACCUUUGUUCUAAUGGUGUUUGAUUCUUUGGCCCAUGCCCAAACAUGCCCUUUUGGGCAUGUCUAAUGCUCUCUCAGCAUCCCCACUAAUCCAUUGCAUUGGGACCAACACAUUCCAUCAGUGCCAACUAAAAUACGAUCUAGUUCUCAAAGUUUGCAUUUAUUUGAAAUAAUUGUGGAGAUACAAAAAUAAAAAUGUAUCAUCUAAGUCAAUCAUGAAUGCAUGCCAAAUAUGAGUGCGUAUCUAAUGUGAAGUCAAGGGGGCUAUUCAUUGCUCCAUUAAUCAUUAUGCUGGUUAGAACAGUAUGAAAAUGCCGGAUCUUAAUACACAUGGCUCGAACUUGCUAGGGCCUGGAACUGGAAUCGGUCAGAGAAUUCAAGUCAGAGCCACACUUGAGAAAAUUUAUGGGAAAAUAACAACAGGGACCCAAGGCUCGGGGUAGAUGACUCCCUCCAGAAUCAUUAGUUACCAAACCCGAGCUGACUCGGGUCAUUUAUGUAUAUUUACCCAAAUUGCCAACAAUUGAAUUCAUGUCUUAGUGAUGAAACAUCAUUCCCAUGUGGAAGGAAUACUAAUAUUGGUCCUAUAUUCUGGCCCAUAAAAGGCACACAUGAUGACCCCUAAAAAAAAUAACGAGCUAACUUUGAUCAAGAAUUCGAUGUAGAAGCUGAUGAGAUUCAUUGCAAGCCAGAAAACCACUAAUAGAUAAAUUUUUUUAAAAGUGAAACAAAACCAAAAACAACCAAAUGAGCUGGAAAAAGUAUACAAAACAUGGGUUUAGAAAGAAAUGAUUUAUGGUUGGAGACAAUGCAAGAAAAUCUAAGAAAAAGGGGAAAAUACAACAAUAGAAUAUAUGAGAAUAAAAACUCACAAAUGAAUGUAAACAAAUAUAAAUUACAUACAUAAUUUUGGUACAUGAAUUUGAUUUUUUUUUUUUGAUAUGCCCAAGUUGUGCCCCUGUACUAGGGGUCAGCAUGGCAAGUCCGAGUAGGCCGACUCCAAGUGGAGCCAGCUCCAGAAUUUAACUACUUUUCGAAAGCAAACCCGAUGAUCCAUAAAUAUCAGAAAAUAAUAACCGGGUGAUUCAUAAUAUCAGAAAAUAGGGAACAUCUUUUUUUGGUUGAUGUUAGGCCAUAUGCAUGGAUUUUCAAGGCUCAAAAGUGAGAAAUGUAGCCCCAAGCAUUGAAGUUAAGCCGACCUAAUCACGAAGUCAUGUCAUACUAUCAAAACUUUGGGCUGAAAAUUUUGAACUUGUAAGCAAAAUUGGGGAAUAUCAAUGAAGAGAAAAACAAGAGAAAGAACCACCAAAGACGAAGAAUUUGAAAUCAUAAAUAGGGGAUUCUCAUCGAAAAUAACAGGGAUUGAGCUCAAGGCAAGACUGUAUAAUGCCCUAGAUUUCAUGGAUUUGGGGGCAAGAGGGAGAUAACCAAGACCCUAGUGUUAAUACCAAAGAAACGCAAACCGAAUCGCGCAGAUGUCAGAAACAUGCAUAUCCAUUGUUGUGAAAUUCUGAGAAGUGGUGGGAAGCAUUUGCGCGUGCUCCAACCCCAUUUCUGCUAAAAGCUCCUCGUUUAUGGUGGUGCUUCACCAUGUGAGAUCACCGGCCCAGAGAAUUCUGCCAAAGAAUGAAGAACACCGGCCCAGAGA